AUGGAUUCUCAAUCAUUCGAUUACUGGAUGGCACAAGGCAACUAUAUCGCACCACCACACCAAACAGCCAUAUUCGAGAUGCCUCCAGAUCUCUCUAAAGUUCCGAGUCUGAGUGGAUCACCUGUCUCUUCUACAUAUGACCAGUUUCCUGCACAUAUCCACCAAGCUUACUACCCUCGCAUCGUCGACGAACCCAUGCACUUUGGAUCAUAUCCCAUGCCCAUGACCCCCUCGGAUUUUGGCUCAGAGCAUGAUAGCCCAUAUUGCAGUCCGAGGCCACUACAGCACACUGAACCUACUUUCGGAACUACCCACAAACCUGCACCAGCAGAACGGACCCACACUACUUCGGGACGCCGAAGAGCUCAGAAUCGCGCCGCCCAACGUGCAUUUCGAGAGCGCAAAGAAAAGCACGCUAGAGAUCUUGAAGCCCAGCUCUCGAUCCUAAACGACAAGUACACCAAGCUCGAAACAUCGCACACGGAACUCAAUGCUGCCUAUGAAAAGCUCCGAAGGACAAUCGAGCUUCUCACACAGGACGACGAUGCGGAAGGUGAAGACGAAGAAGGAACGAUCGCCCGUAGACGAGGAAGCAAUUCCGACACCCUCCGCAAGCUCCUGGAUAUAUUGCAUGGAGAGUUCAAGGGAACGGCACCGGUGAAAACAGAAGUAUCCUAG
Messenger RNA from Alternaria burnsii, 678 nucleotides. RefSeq names its product basic-leucine zipper transcription factor protein. The transcript has 3 exons. Bases 1 to 678 code for a protein of 225 amino acids. Gene Ontology annotation, molecular function: DNA-binding transcription activator activity, RNA polymerase II-specific; transcription cis-regulatory region binding. Lineage: Eukaryota; Fungi; Ascomycota; Dothideomycetes; Pleosporales; Pleosporaceae. The record is from RefSeq and is a predicted model, not a curated record. Gene Ontology annotation, cellular component: RNA polymerase II transcription regulator complex.